AUGCACAGUCAGGGUGACUAUUCCCCAGUCAGCACUGGGGCCAGAGGGCUGAGAGGUGCCAAACGCCUCCUCAUCCUGGCGGGCUCAGCAUUUCUCCUGGUGUCCCUUCGGAAGCGCUCCAGCGCCAGACAGCCCGGCCUCCCGCCCGCCCGGCGCCUGCUGCCCUGCGACCAUGUAGGCGCGGCUCGCCAGUCCAAAGCCGAGACGGGCUGCGGGCCAGCGUCCUACGAGCGCCGCCGCUGCAUCGGUGAAAUCCGGUCGAUGCUCCGCCAGCUGCAGCCCGUGCGCGCCCGGCAGCUGCUGCGCCUACUGCGCCAGGACCUGGGCUUUGAGGGGACCCUCCUCACCAACAUCCUUUAUAGGAAUGUGGUCUUCCUUUCAGUCGUAGACCCCAUCUCCCAUGACCUACUGGGAGACAGGGACCUCCAAUGCCCAAGAAGAAGAGGAUAUGAGUUCUGGAAGUCUUCAGACAUGAUCUGCCAGCAGCUCAUCUACCACCUUACUCCUCACUCCAAGCAGCAGUAAGGGCUCAGCAUUACCCAGAGCCCAGCCUCUUCUAACUGUCCCUUCAGGAGCUGCCUCCAGAAGACUCUGCUGGUGGGGCAGACUGUGGCCCUUUCAGGGAUCCCACUAUCAUCAUGAGAUGUUCAGCACACAACACUGAGCAGCCACAGCACUGGUCUGGCGGUGCUAGACCUGAGCGUCACAGAGCUGAGAGAUGAGCUGCUGCACCUGCUGCUGCCCAGUCUGUGGGCGCUGCCCUGCCUCGCCCAGUUGCUGCUCCACAGUACUAGGCUGACACAGACUACCACCUGCAAACUCACCAAGGCUGUUAAAGAUACCAUCAAGUUCCCUCUGUUGACCUGGGUGGAACUGGGCAACAACACAGAUGUGACCUGGCUGCCCCAGUCCCUUCUAGUUGGCUGUUGGCUGAGCCAGUGUACUUCACUACCCACCAUCUAUGAGGGCCUGGACCUUGAGCCUAGGACCAAUGCUUCUGCCUCUACCUGGGGCUCUGCAGCUGCCAGGCCUGCUGCACUAGGUGACCAAUCACCCCCAUGGCUCAUUGGUACUGACUCAAGGAUGCUGUCACAAAUAUGGGGUGGCAUGUGGUAG
This is a messenger RNA of Castor canadensis (American beaver), 1116 nucleotides long. The record is from RefSeq and is a predicted model, not a curated record. NCBI's taxonomy places the organism in Eukaryota, Metazoa, Chordata, Mammalia, Rodentia, Castoridae.